AUGAUAUGUUUUUAUUUGAAAAAAGUUCUCUGGCCUCCUAAAAUAGUUACGGGACAUCCGCUGCUUUGUUUGAAGAUCUUAAUACCAUUGAUAACAUUAUCAUCAUCAUCAUCAUCACUUGUGAUGUUUUCAACAUCAACAGCUAAAACAACUGAAAUACCAAAAUGUGUUCGUAAAAUGAUCGAUGGAUUCAACUCUACACCUCGUCUUAGCCCAUAUAUCAGUAUUGAUAGCUACAUAUAUCGUGGUAAAACAACUUAUCUAGCUACAAGUAGCUGUUGUGAUCGAUUUAAUCCUCUUUUUGAUGGAGAAUGCCAUCAAAUAUGUGCUCCAUCAGGCGGUUUUAUCGGUCGUGGUGACGGUAAAUGCAUAGAUUUUGCGGAGAAAGCACAACAAUUGGAAAAUAUUUGGAUAGUACCACGAUCAUAA
Messenger RNA from Adineta ricciae, 429 nucleotides. Lineage: Eukaryota; Metazoa; Rotifera; Eurotatoria; Adinetida; Adinetidae. The record is from the annotation of a GenBank genome assembly.